Molecule: messenger RNA, 2870 nt
Organism: Cynara cardunculus var. scolymus (artichoke)
Lineage: Eukaryota; Viridiplantae; Streptophyta; Magnoliopsida; Asterales; Asteraceae
Product: pentatricopeptide repeat-containing protein At1g69290
Exons: 1
Coding region: 1-1962 (653 amino acids)
Molecular function (GO): protein binding
Source: RefSeq, a predicted model, not a curated record
AUGUGGAGAAGAGUUGUUCCUUUGCUCCGAUACUUCUCUUCUGCACCAGAAACCCCAUCUCCUCCUUCCCUUUAUUCCUUCCUCCAGCCUUCAAUCUUUGCUGUAAGAAAACCCCAAAUUAAAGGAACUCCAAGUCCUGACGACCAAACCCCAAAACCUACAGCCUUAGAUAACCUACAGAAGCCCAAUCUUGAAUCCACUCUUCAAUUGUCUCUCCAGGAAAACAACACAGAUGAAGCUUGGAAGUGCUUCAAAUCGCUUUCAUCGUCGUUACCAAGUAAGCCUCUCCUUAACUCAUUGAUUACCCAUUUAUGUUCGGUCAAGAAUGAUACGCACAAUCUCAAAAGGGCAUUUGCAUCUUUGAUGUUUGUGUUGGAGACAAACCCAGAUAUGUUGAAGCCUAGAACAGUUGAGACUUUCUUAGAUUCAAUGAAGGUUACAAAUGGUUCCCCUGCUUUUGCAUUGGUUAAGUCUAUGUUCAAGAACAGGUAUUUUAUUCCUUUUGGUAUGUGGGGUGAUGCUUUUGUAGAGAUCAGUAGGAAAACUGGUAGAUUUUGUGAUUUUUUCGAGGUUUUUAACGAGAAUUGUAGGAUUGCAAAGGAAGAAAAGUUAGAUUCAUUGAGGCCUGAUUUGGCUGCUUGUAACGCUGCUUUGGAGGGUUGUUGCCAUGAGCUUGAAUCGGUUACCGAUGCCCAGAAGGUGCUCGACACAAUGUCUGUGUUGGGUGUUCAUCCAGAUGAGACAAGUUUUGGCUGCCUUGCUUAUUUAUAUGCAAUAAAAGGACUCGAGACAAAGAUAAUUGAAUUAGAAGACCUGGUAUCUAAGUUUGGUUUUUCUGAUCAAAGAGUGUUUAUUAGUAACUUGAUUAGUGGGUAUGUGAAAUCAGGUAAUCUUGAUUCUGUUUCAGCUACUAUAUUGCGAAGAUUGAGGGAAUUAGAUGGUAAAGUUUUAAACUUUCUUGAAGGAACUUAUGGUGAAAUAGUGAAAGGAUAUCUUACGCAUGGAAGCAUCAAGGGUUUAGCAAGUUUGAUACUUGAAGCUCAAAAGUUAGAAUCCACAACUGUUAUAGUUGAAAAGUCUGUUGGGUAUGGUAUUAUUAGUGCUUGUGUUAAUCUAGGGUUAUUAGAAAAGGCGAAUAAUAUUCUUGAUGAAAUGAAUGCACAAGGAGGUUCAGUUGGACUUGGAGUUUACGUGUCAAUCUUGAAGGCUUACGGUAAAGAGCAAAGAACAGCAGAAGCUGCACAGUUGGUAUCGGAAAUGUGYAGUUUUGGGCUAGAGCUUGAUGUUAGUAGCUUCGAUGCUUUAAUAGAUGCAUCUAUGGCUAGUCAAGAUUUUCAGUCGGCAUUUUCUCUUUUUAGAGACAUGAGAGAAGCAAGAAUACCCGACUUAAUGGGAAGCUAUUUAACAAUAAUGACGGGUUUGACAGAAAACCAUCGGCCCGAACUGAUGGCUGCGUUUUUGGAUGAGGUAGUUGAGGACCCGAGAGUAAAAAUUGGAACCCAUGAUUGGAAUUCCAUUAUUCAUGCGUUCUGUAAAGCAGGACGUCUAGAAGAUGCACGGAGGACUUUUAGAAGAAUGGUUUUUCUUCAAUUUGAACCGACUGAGCAAACGUAUCUUUCUCUAGUUAAUGGAUAUAUGAAUGCAGGAAAUUACUUCAGUGUUUUGAUGAUGUGGAAUGACGUUAAGAGAAGGGCUUCAUUUAAUAGUGAAAAGAGUUUCAAAUUGGAUCAUGGCUUGGUUGAUGCUUUCCUCUAUGCCUUAGUGAAAGGGGGUUUCUUCGAUGCAGUGAUGCAAGUUGUGGAGAAAUCUCAAGAGAUGAAGAUAUUUGUAGAUAAAURGAGGUAUAAACAAGUAUUCAUGGAGAAUCAUAAGAAGCUUAAAGUGGCAAAAUUGAGAAAGAGGAGCAUCAAGAAAAUGGAGGCACUUAUUGCUUUCAAAAAUUGGGCCGGUCUAAACACGUGAACCAUUGGCUACAUGUUUUGUUCACCCAUGCAAAACCUUUUAGCUCACGCUUUUGCACAAGUCUGGGUCUGUACAGAAACAACAGCUCUACCCUUUGGAAUAGAAGACAAAUAUGCUUAACAUCCCACCCCAUAUGAUGUUGUGGGUUCGUUUCGCUUGGUUGACUUAGUUUCAGAGUCAGCUAUUUGAAAUGGAAGUUGAAAUGCUUCGACUUAAGAACAUGGUGAGACUACUUCGUCUGGAUGGCAGGUGGUUGCUGCGUAUGCUACCAGAUAAUGACGGAGGCAGACUUCGAAUAACGAAUUACUGGGGGAAAUACUUAAACAAAAAUGUUACAUUCUAAAAGAUGAAAAGUGAAGUUUUUGGUGGUUAAAUUUAUAGAUUUUUGUUUGUAGGAUUCAAUGUUCUUUGCUUGUUCUGUUUUUGCAUUUUUACUGCUUACUAGUUCAUGAUUCUACCUGGCAAUGAUAUGUCUGAUGCAUUAUGUGGUCUACUGUACCUGUUGCUUCUUUGCAUACACUCUCACCUUGUUCAUGUCGAUUUUUGUUUUGCAAAAUUUGCGCACAUCCUUUACCCGGACCCACCCUUCCUCUGCGGGGAUCUACUGGGUUCGUUUGGUUUGAUUUAGUUUUAUAGCCGGAACCAAUUGGAUUGAAGCGCUAAAGGAUACCGAGGUACUAACAGAAAAAGUUGGUUUUCUUACUUUUGCAUGGUUUUCCCAUGGUGGUGACCCUUGAAGCUAUUGAUGUAUUGUGGUUAGGUGUUUCAAAGUUCUUGUCAUUUUGGUUAGUGAUAUUAAACCUGUGAUUUACGAAAACAAUUGCUCUACUCUUUUGGUUUCAGGUAAAAUCUGUAUACAUCUUACCUCUAACCCUACUUUCAAGUGAAACAUAAUGCAUGUGUUUGGU